Molecule: messenger RNA, 1924 nt
Organism: Rhopalosiphum maidis (corn leaf aphid)
Lineage: Eukaryota; Metazoa; Arthropoda; Insecta; Hemiptera; Aphididae
Exons: 10
Coding region: 193-1827 (544 amino acids)
Source: RefSeq, a predicted model, not a curated record
UGUUGAUUUCUAAAGUAACUGCUGAACACAGUAACAGAGUAAUAGACUACACUACGACAGUAUAAGUUUACAGUAAACCUUCGAGUGUUAAAUGAUAAAUUAUUUAAUUUAAAAUGUCAGUUGUUUUCAAUUUUGUCGUCUGUCAUAUUAAUUAGAUUUCUUUAAAAAACAUUUUGCAAUUCCGUUUUAAACAUGGACAAAGACUUAACAAAUUUUAAGAAAUGGUUCCAACACCUAGGGUUGGAAGUGGAUGGAAAAAUAGACGACGAGGUGUUAAAAAAGCUGAUGCCACCUCAACGACGAGACAUGUGGAGACAUAUUAUUAAACAUGUACGUUCCAAAGAAGAGGUGGAUUUAAUUAAGAAAUCUUUAUUAUUACAUAAACUCCAAAAACGUCAAAAACCGUUAAUGUCAAAAGUGGAAUCUUAUAAUGAUCUUGAUAAUGCAUUAAAAUAUGAAGAACUUGUUACAAAAUAUAAUAAGCUUCAAACGGAUAUUAUUAAUGCCAAAAAAAAUAACAGCAAAUUAAAAAUGGAUUUGAAUGAAAAAAUUGAACACAAAAAAAAUAUUAUUAAAAAUAUUGAAAUCAAGCAAAAUACAUCAUAUGUAGCAAAUCAUAAAAUCGAAUAUUAUAAUGAAUUUAUCAAAAUGUAUAGCGAAUUAUCAAAUGUUUGUGACCAUUUUUCAACAGAAGCAAAUAAAGAUUUGACUAAGGCUGAUUAUGAGGAUUCUUUGAUUGUAUGUUGUACUGAAGUGGAUGAUGCUAAACAAUCAGGUAUAAUGAACGAUAGUGUAAAUAUUGGGAAAAAGUUGUGCAAUGCUAUAUAUUCAACUAUAUGUGAUAAGUCUCCUGCUGUUUUACUCCAAACUGUUGAAGAAAAUUUAACAAUUAAUAUAAAUAAAAGUAAAGAUACGGUUAAGGAGGAUAAAGAAACUGUAAUACAUAACAGUGACAAUGAAAUUGUAUGUGAUGAAGUACUUAAGAAACUUUUUCAGAAGCAAAUAGAGUUAGAAUCAAAUUUAUCUAACUUAUUAACUGAAAAGGAACAUGUUUUUAAAAUUUUAAAAGAGACAACUAAUCUAGUUAAAAACGAAGUUAUUAGUCAAUACAAGCUGAAAAAUUUAUCAUGUACUGAAGAUGAUAUGCAAGUGUUUAAGAAAAAUGUAAUAGAAACUUUCCAAAUGUGGUUUAAAAACACUUUAGGAUGUUCCAAGGUAACUGCAUUUCAAGAAAAUGUCAUUGUUGAAGACGAGUCAUUAAAAAUCUUGGAUCAGAUUGUUGAGCAAACUAACACCUUAAAUGAAGAAAUAAAUCAGAAAAAGAUAAUUAUAGGUGAAAUGUUAAAAGAAUUAAAUGAUAAAAAAAGUGAUUUCGGAUUAAUGGAAACAAAAACAGUUAUGGAUAAUUUAGCUGGAAAUUAUUUGAAUUCAAUAAAUAACAGUAGUUUGAUUAACAAAUCAGUAAUAUCUUUAAAAGCUUCUGUAGUUAGUGAUGUAAACAAUGCAAAAAAAGUGACAAUUAAGUCAACUCCGAGGUUGAAUUUUAUACAUUUGCGGACUUUGAAAGAUAUGAAACAACACUCAGAAAUAAUAGAUAUUAUUUGUGAAAAAGCAAAAAAAUUUGAACAGAUCAACAUAGUAAUUUCUAAUGGAAAUAGUUUUAAUGAAAUUGUACAAAAAGAAAAUACUCAUAAAUCAGAAUUUAAAAGUAUUAUUUCACAAAUUGAAAACAACAUUUCAGAAUUAAAGUUGUGCACAGAAGAUAGUAAACUUGUUGCUAACAUAUUAUUAACUAAGGAGUUACAAAAUAGUUUAGCUAUUAAUUAGUUUAUCAAGGAGUUGACAAGUAACAAUUCAAGUUUCCAAAAAAAAUUUCAAAUUUGUAAAAUUACAACAAUUUUUUUAAAUUUAAAUUGGUAUGUUA